This is a messenger RNA of Drosophila innubila, 1006 nucleotides long. It is a transcript of the gene Dph4, whose product is annotated as DPH4 homolog. The record is from RefSeq and is a predicted model, not a curated record. The coding region runs from base 389 to 964 and encodes 191 amino acids. Gene Ontology annotation, biological process: positive regulation of ATP-dependent activity. The transcript is spliced from 2 exons. NCBI's taxonomy places the organism in Eukaryota, Metazoa, Arthropoda, Insecta, Diptera, Drosophilidae. Gene Ontology annotation, molecular function: ferrous iron binding; ATPase activator activity.
CACUCCAAGUCUAAUUAGUUAGGUGUGUUUUUGACUGCGACCGAGGCGGAUCAUUGCUACUCGCGGUGCCAAAUUGUUUACACAAAAGUUGUAAAUAAAUGAAUCGAAAAUAUAAAUAAAUACGUACUGAAAAGGUGCUGAUAGCCAAUGGCAGUGCAAAUGUAACGCGGGUGCUGCGUGUUUGUGCAAAAAAGUGUGUUACGCACAUACACAAGUGCUGUGGUUUCUGACUUGCUUCAAUUUGCUCCGAAAAUCUGAAUAACAACAAACAAAUAUAGCCGACAUCAUCAUCGAAUCAUCAAUAAAAUCAGCAGAAACAGAGGCAAAAGCAGCGGCAGCGCGUCGACGUGCUUGUAUUGUCGACAGGAAAAAGUCAACACCUUAAAAGAUGUCCAAUAUGAACUUCUAUGAACGCCUCAAUGCGUCCGCAACGGCAAGUUUUGAUGAGCUUAAGCGCAAUUAUAAGCAAUUAAUACUACAAUGUCAUCCAGAUAAAUUACAACAACAACAACAACUAGAAAAUCAUCAACAGAGCGAUUUAACUGUAAACUCCAAUGAGAGCGACCCAAAUCGAGAGAGUGACAACAAUUUCAAUGCGAUAAAUGAAGCCUGGAAUACACUAAAAGAUCCCAUAAAGCGUAAACUCUAUGAUGCCGAAUUAUUGCAGACAAAAUUUGAAACGCACAUCAACAUUUAUGCCACCAUCACGUUAAAUGACAUGCAGCGCACUCAAGUUGUCGAGGAGGCGGAGGAGGAGGAGUGUGAUGAAAACGACACAGACAAAGAGACGACAUCGUCAACGUCGUUGAGUUUUGCCUAUGCGUACAACUGUCGCUGUGGCGGUCAGUAUGUGGUUGAUGAGUCAGCGGAACAAAGAGAGCAGCUAAAAGCAAGUGAAAUGAUUGUUGAGUGUAGUGAAUGUUCUUUGGUGAUUAUUGUGAAACCAGUUGCAAAUAAACAAUAAAAAGAUAUGACAAUAAAUGCUGUGUGUGUAAUAAAAGAUGAA